GACGGGAGCCACGUCUGUGCUGGUCGGGGGCUGAGCCGCGAUUGGCGUCCGCACCGCGGUCCGGGGAUUGCUGGGAAGAUGGCGGACUCGGUGGCCUGCCGAUGAGGAGGCCGCGGGGGGAGCCCGGCUCCCGGGCCCCGAGACCGACUGAGGGAGCGACCUGCGCGGGGCCUGGGGAGCCAUGGUCUCCAUCACCCAGCUCCAUGCUUCGAGUCCUGCUCUCUGCCCAGGCCUCCGCUGCUCGGCUGUCUGGCCUGCUGCUGCUCCCGCCAGUACAGCCCUGCUGUCUGGGGCCCAGCAAGUGGGGGGACCGGCCUCCUGGAGGAGGCCUCCACGCAGGCCCUGUGCAAGGGCUACAGCGGCUUCUGGAACAGGCGAGGAGCCCUGGGGAGCUGCUGCGUUGGCUGGGCCAGAACCCCACCAAGGUGCGCGCCCAUCACUACCCUGUGGCACUUCGUCGUCUGGGCCAGCUCUUGGGGUCUCAGCCACGGCCCCCUCCCGUGGAGCAGGCCACACUACAGGACUUGAGUCAGCUCAUCAUCCGAAACUGCCCCUCCUUUGAUAUUCACACCAUCCACGUGUGUCUGCACCUUGCAGUCUUACUUGGCUUCCCAUCAGAUGGGCCCCUGAUGUGUGCCCUGGAGCAGGAGAGAAGGUUCCGCCUCCCUCCGAAGCCACCUCCCACUCUGCAACCUGGCCUGCGCAGUGGGCAAAGAUUGGAAGCUGCUCUGAGCUGCCCUCGUUUCCUGAGGCGUCCGCAGCAGCACCUCAUCCGCAGCCUGGCAGAGGCCAGGCCAGAGGAACUGACUCCCCACGUGAUGGUGCUCCUGGCCCAGCACCUGGCCCGGCACCGGUUGCGGGAGCCCCAGCUUCUGGAAGCCAUUGCCCACUUCCUGGUGGUCCAGGAAGCCCAGCUCAGCAGCAAGGUGGUACAGAAGUUGGUCCUGCCCUUUGGGCGGCUGAACUACUUGCCCCUGGAACAGCAGUUUAUGCCCUGCCUCGAGAGGAUCCUGGCCCGGGAAGCAGGGGUGGCUCCCCUGGCUACUGUCAACAUCUUGAUGUCACUGUGCCAGCUUCGGUGCCUGCCCUUCAGAGCCCUGCACUUUGUCUUUUCCCCAAGUUUCAUCAACCACAUCAGUGGCACCCCUCAUGCCCUGAUUGUGCGGCGCUACCUCUCCCUGCUAGACACGGCCGUGGAGCUGGAGCUUCCAGGAUACCGGGGUCCCCGCCUUCCCCGAAGGCAGCAAGUGCCCAUCUUCCCCCAGCCACUCAUCACUGACCGUGCCCGCUGCAAGUACAGUCACAAGGAUAUAGUGGCGGAGGGGCUGCGCCAGCUGCUAGGGGAGGAGAAGUACCGACAGGACCUGACCGUGCCUCCAGGCUACUGCACAGACUUCCUGCUGUGUGUCAGCAGCUCUGGUGCUGUGCUUCCCGUGAGGACCCAGGACCCCUUCCUACCCUACCCUCCCAGGUUCUGUCCCCAGGGCCAGGCUGCCUCUCAGCCCACCACCCACGACCCUGCUCAGAGGGUGGUGCUGAUGCUGCGGGAACGUUGGCAUUUCUGCCGGGAUGGUCGAGUGCUGCUGGGCUCCCGGGCCCUACGGGAGCGGCACCUGGGCCUGCUGGGCUACCAGCUCCUGCCGCUACCCUUCGAGGAACUGGAGUCACAGAGAGGCCUGCCCCAGCUCAAGAGCUACCUGAGGCAGAAGCUGCAGGCCUUGGGCCUCCGCUGGGGGCCGGAAGGGGGAUAAGGGGGGUGCACAUGGGGCUCAGGAUGACCCCCCCCAGUGGGGGGGUGGACAGUUUGCACUUUGGCUCUCUAUAUUUUGGUUUCUCAUUAAAGUCCCUUUCCUUCCCUAUCGUGCAUCUUGUUUCU
Messenger RNA from Zalophus californianus (California sea lion), 1876 nucleotides. It is a transcript of the gene FASTK, whose product is annotated as Fas activated serine/threonine kinase. NCBI's taxonomy places the organism in Eukaryota, Metazoa, Chordata, Mammalia, Carnivora, Otariidae. The transcript has 10 exons. The record is from RefSeq and is a predicted model, not a curated record. Bases 102 to 1751 code for a protein of 549 amino acids. Gene Ontology annotation, molecular function: RNA binding. Gene Ontology annotation, biological process: regulation of mitochondrial mRNA stability; mitochondrial RNA processing. Gene Ontology annotation, cellular component: mitochondrial matrix; ribonucleoprotein granule.